Molecule: messenger RNA, 1122 nt
Organism: Penicillium hordei
Lineage: Eukaryota; Fungi; Ascomycota; Eurotiomycetes; Eurotiales; Aspergillaceae
Product: zinc-binding alcohol dehydrogenase family protein
Exons: 2
Coding region: 1-1122 (373 amino acids)
Molecular function (GO): oxidoreductase activity, acting on NAD(P)H
Source: RefSeq, a predicted model, not a curated record
AUGAAGGAAGCGUACAUCAACAAAGAUCUGAAUGUCGAAAUUCGCGAAGUUCCCGUGCCUGCAGUUGGGCCAGGCGAGCUCCUCAUACGCACAGUUGUGUCGGGCACAAACCCCAAGGACUGGAAAAUGCCCAAACUAAUGGGUGGCGACGCAGCGAAUCGUGACGACGACAUCGCCGACUAUGUUGAAGCAGUCGGCGAAGGAGUCACUGGUUUUCGUCCGGGUGGCGACGCAGCGAAUCAUGGCGACGACAUCGCCGGCUAUGUUGAGGCAGUCGGCGAAGGAGUCACUGGUUAUCGUCCGGGUGACCGUGUCGCUGCCUUCCACCAGAUAUUUGCUCCUCAUGGUAGUUAUGCAGAGUACUCCGUGGCGCCCGCCAAGGCAGCCUUCCAUCUCCCCGCUACCACAGCCUUUGAAGAGGGUGCCACAAUCCCGCUUGCUGGCAUGACCGCGGCUCUUGGCGUCUACCGGAGUCUUCGCCUACCAUUCCCAUGGGAUCCGGUCACUGUCCCAACACCGUUAGUGGUCAAUGGAGCUGCGACGGCCGUGGGAGCCUUUGCCAUCAAGUUCGCAACCCUAUCCAACAUUCAUCCCAUUAUCGCUAUCGCUGGAAAGGGUAUUCCCUACGUGGAGACCUUGCUUGACAGUCGCAAGGGCGACAUAGUCAUUGACUACCGCCAGGGAGCCAAUCACGUUACCGAGCAGCUUCAAAAGACUGCUAAAUCGCAUGCCAUCUCUUACGCCUACGACGCUGUUUCUGACAAAGCGAGUUUGGAGAUGCUUUGUAAAGUUGUCUCCCCGAAUGGCGGGAAGAUCAUGAGUGUCAUACCCCAAGCUGACGAGGACAUUGGGGGAAUCACGGUGCUAGGAUCCAAUGCUACCUCUAUCCAUGCCCCGGCAAAUGAGGGAACUCAUGUGGGGGAUGCAGAGUUUGGUGCCACCAUUUACAAUUUGAUCAGCCUUGGCCUAGGCCAUGGCUGGUUCUCGGGACAUCCUUACGAAGUUGUUCAAGGAGGGCUAACUGGACUUGAGCGUGCGUUGAAGGAUCUUGAGGCGGGUAAGGCGUCCGCGACGAAGUAUGUUCUGCGCCUCGCGGAGACACCCGGGUUGCCCAAGGAUUAG